GGGUUUUUCAUGCAUUUUUACCUCCCUUUUCAAUUCUGUUCUCCGGGUUGAAGAAGCGACGGCUCACUCCACCAUCCAGGGUUUGAUUCGAGAGCUUUGCGGAGGCGAAGAAGAAGAAGAGAGAAAGUAGCCAUGGCGAUGGCCGCUUUGAGAAGGGAGGGGAGGCGCCUCCUCCUCUCUCCGAUCGCCUCCAAUCCUUCCCCUGCCGGGCGAUCCGCGAUGUUGAUCUCACCCGAACAAUCCGCUCCCAUUGGGUUGCGAUCAAUUUCAACUCAAGUUGUGAGAAAUCGAAUGAAGAGUGUUAAGAACAUUCAGAAGAUCACAAAGGCAAUGAAAAUGGUUGCAGCAUCAAAGCUGCGAGCCGUUCAAGUAAGAACUGAGAAUUCACGUGGCCUCUGGCAGCCCUUUACCGCACUUCUUGGCGAUACUCCUAGUGUUGAUGUGAAGAAGAAUGUUAUUGUGACUAUCACCUCCGACAAGGGUCUUUGUGGUGGCAUCAAUUCAACAUCGGUUAAAGUCAGCAAGUCUCUUUUCAAGGUCACCUCUGGUCCAGAAAAGGAGACCAAGUAUGUCAUAUUGGGAGAAAAGGGCAAGGUUCAAUUGAUUCGUGAUUCUAAAGGCUCCAUUGAGAUGACUGUAACGGAGCUCCAAAAGAACCCUGUCAAUUACACACAGAUUUCUGUACUGGCUGAUGACAUCUUAAAGAAUGUUGAGUUUGAUGCAUUGAGGAUUGUUUUCAACAAGUUCCAUUCUGUUGUCGCCUUUAUCCCCACUGUCUCCACAGUAUUGUCACCUGAGGUUGUGGAGAGAGAAUCAGAAGCUGGUGGGAAGCUGGGCGAUUUGGAUUCCUAUGAAAUUGAAGGGGGUGAGACCAAAUCAGAAGUGCUGCAGAAUCUUGCUGAGUUUCAGUUUUCUUGUGUUCUCUAUAAUGCGGCCUUGGAGAAUGCAUGUAGUGAGCUUGGAGCACGAAUGUCUGCCAUGGACAGCUCCAGCAGAAAUGCUGGUGAAAUGCUUGAUCGUCUUACCCUUUCUUAUAACAGGACCCGCCAAGCGUCAAUCACGACGGAGCUGAUUGAGAUCAUAUCAGGAGCAUCUGCACUCACGGGAUAAGCCCUCGGUCGAAUAUCUUGCUUGCUUUCACACCGUGGAAACGAACACUUCUUCUCCUCCUUGGACAUCUGUUUGUGCUUUAUUUUGCCAAUAAACAUUGUGAUGAUGCACAUCAUUGGUGCUUUGCAUGGAACACAUCAUAGCUUAUUUUAUUUUUCUUUGUGUUUUUCUUCUCCAUUGUUCCCAAGAAAUGUCGCAUAAUUCGGAAGAAUGUGUGAGCUUAAUAUAAGACGGCACUGUACCCAAACACUUUGACAGAUGGUAGACACUCAGCUGCCUGAUGUAAAACUGGAAGAUUUUAUUAAGUAAAUUUCUUUUUGAA
Ananas comosus (pineapple) is the source of this 1432-nucleotide messenger RNA. Its product is annotated as ATP synthase subunit gamma, mitochondrial-like. Gene Ontology annotation, biological process: proton motive force-driven ATP synthesis. NCBI's taxonomy places the organism in Eukaryota, Viridiplantae, Streptophyta, Magnoliopsida, Poales, Bromeliaceae. The transcript is spliced from 9 exons. Gene Ontology annotation, molecular function: proton-transporting ATP synthase activity, rotational mechanism. The record is from RefSeq and is a predicted model, not a curated record. Bases 133 to 1110 code for a protein of 325 amino acids.